This is a messenger RNA of Anthonomus grandis grandis, 2220 nucleotides long. RefSeq names its product zinc transporter 1 (gene ZnT77C). Gene Ontology annotation, cellular component: membrane. The transcript has 9 exons. Gene Ontology annotation, molecular function: zinc ion transmembrane transporter activity. The record is from RefSeq and is a predicted model, not a curated record. Bases 349 to 1947 code for a protein of 532 amino acids. Gene Ontology annotation, biological process: intracellular zinc ion homeostasis; zinc ion transmembrane transport; detoxification of zinc ion. NCBI's taxonomy places the organism in Eukaryota, Metazoa, Arthropoda, Insecta, Coleoptera, Curculionidae.
CUCGUAACAAUGAUUUUUAUUUACUAAGAUCGAAUAAUGUUUUUUGAUGAGAGGUCUGAUGAGUUGUAAACGUGCAUAUAGUGAUACAAGAAUAAAUAUUUUUAGAACAAGUUUUAUAAAUUAAAUCGGUGUUUUAGAAGCAGGAAAGAAACUUUUUGUUUAAAAGAGAGACGCAUCUUUUUUUGUUUAUUUCUAUACUUUUAUACAAUCAAUUAGUUGAUGAAUCCUGUUAAUGUUACCUGAAUCUUGUGGAUUUACCAGUUUCUCAAACUGUUCUGCUUUUCUUCGUUAACCCUGCCGAAAAUCUUUUUCAAAACCAAACGAAGCAAGAAAAUAAACUUAUCCAUAAUGCCUGUGAAGGAUUUCUUCAGAAAAAUGCAGCCCGUACAGCUUUACGUGGUUCUCAUUUUGACUAUUUUGUUUUUCAUAACUGAGUUAAUUGUAAGCCACCUCACGCAUGCACUGACCCUGCUUAUGGACUCUUACCACAUGCUUUGUAAUAUAUUAGCAUUGGCUGGGUGUAUUACCACGAUCAAGUACAGUGAUACCAGUGCACAAGCCUCAGACCGAGUUGAAGACCAACAAAAAAAUGAAAGUACCACUACCAUUGGCGAAGAAAUAACUCUAAAAACAGAAUGCCAAGAUAGGAAAGGCAAAAAGGAUUCUCAGAGCAAACAGGAAAGAAAGCUAAGAAAUACUUUCGGAUGGACAAGAAUUGAUAUAAUGAGCAUGCUCAUAUGCUGUGUUUUUUUAGCUUCAUUUUGCUUUAGCAUUUAUAUUGAAGCGUUGCAAACUUUAUUUCAUAUUGACCAUCAAGACGCCAUGCAUCAUCCUGUAUCUGUUCUAUGUAUAGGUUCCGCAGGUCUGCUACUUAACGGCCUAUGCUACCUUCUAAUAGGAGGUUUUACGUUCCACCAAGGAAGCUUUCUCUAUGUCACUGAAACUGGAGAUGUAGUUCUUAAUAAAAUAGUAGUCAAUGAUUCGGUAAAAAUGGGCGCAAGACGACUUUCAAGAACUGGACGCAUUUUUUCUUCACCGCCUAAUAAACGUCAAGGCAUAUGGGAAAUGAUUAGAGAUAUCAUUGGUUGCACUGUGGUCAUCAUUUGCUCCAUUGCGGUCAUAUUUACUGAUAAAGAACACCCGGAAAUAUCAAAAUAUAUAGACCCUAUGUUUUCACUACUUUCAGCUACGUGUAUUAUGUUCUUAAGCUAUCCCUACAUGAAAGAGAGUUGCAUGAUCCUUUUGCAAACUAUGCCAGAUACAAUCAAUAUUAACACGAUGAAAAAGGAAUUAGUAAAUAAUUUUCCCGAUAUUAUUAAUGUCCACGACUUUCAUAUUUGGCAACUCACAGCAUCAAAAGUAAUAUCUACUGUGCAUAUUAUUUUUGAAAAUCCAAAAAUAUACCGUAAUAUUAUGGAAGACAUUAAAGAAUUUUUCCAAGAAAAUGGAGUGACUCAAGUGACAAUACAGCCUGAAUUUUUCAACAGAAGUAUCAGCACAGAGAGCUUAAUUUCUGCGAAGCUUCCUCCAAUGUGCCUCGUUAGCUGUCAAGGUGAAAUGUGCAAGUUAAAUCAUUGUUGUCCAAGUUAUGAGGACCUAAGAUUAUUCAGAACCUCUUCGAAAGAUGUACUUCCUAAGCCGGAACCCGCCACACCGGUAUUAAAAUCAGUACGUAUUAUAGACGAGGAGCUUCAUUCCCUCAGAAGUUCUAUAAGUACAUACAGUAUUAACAGCUUGGAAAGUACUCAUGAACUUCACAAGUCGAUUAGUGGUAAGAUUAGCGAAGUACAUAUGAUUAAAGAAGAAGAUGCAGUUAUUGUCAAUCAUAAAAAAGUUGAAGCUAAUGUGAUAAUCAGUAAGACAAAUGAGAUCGAAGAUUACUCAUCGGUUGUGAAUCAAGAUACUGAAGAACUUGUUAUAAAAAGUAAUGAAAGCAGUGACCUAUAAUAUUAUAAGAUUAAUAUUAAUCAAUGAGAUAACAGAUAAAGGCUGUGUCAUUUGUUAUAUUUGAUAGUUGUAUAAGAAAUGUGCCUCGCAAACCAUCGAAUAUCGAUAUGUUAGAUUAGGCAUAACAGAACAUAAAUAGGUAUAAAAGGAACUGUGAUUUAAGAAAAUAGACAUAGGGUUAGGUGUCAACAAGCCACGUUGAUGCAAUUUUUAUAUGUAUUGUAUUAAUUGUGUAAUAUUGACGUAUAUAAAUAUAGUAAAAUUAACGGAAAA